AUGUCUGGCCUCAUCUCUUCCACCAUCGACUCGAUCCGCGGCACGGGCAAGAGCAAGCUCCUGCGCAAGAGCCCCGACGAUGUCGUCAUCACCAUGGCUGCUCGCACGCCCAUGCAGCGCGCACGCAAGGGCGGCUUCAAGGACAUGAGCGUCCAGGAGCUUCUCAUUGCCUUCUUCAAGACGGCCAUUCCCGAGAUGAAGAUCGACCCGGCCCUCAUUGGCGACAUCACCGUCGGCACCGUCCUUCCGCCCAAGGCGCCCUACGACGCUCGUGCGGCAGCUCUCGCGGCCGGCAUCCCCGACACGGUCCCCCUCCAGAUCAUCAACCGCUUCUGCUCGUCGGGCCUCAUGGCCGUCUCGCACGUCGCUGGCCAGAUCCGCAACGGCGAGAUCGACAUUGGCUUCGCCGUCGGCUUCGAGAGCAUGAGCGCGACGUGCGGUGCCGACAACUUUGCCGAGGAGGUUCUCAACCACCCGGUCGCCAAGGACACGCAGUACCCGAUGGGCUGGACGUCCGAGAACGUCUCCAAGGACUUCAACAUCUCGCGCGAGCGCAUGGACGAGCUCGCCGCCAUCUCGCAGCAGCGUGCGGCCCAGGCCCAGUCGUCGGGCCUGUUCGACAAGGAGAUCCUCCCGAUCGAGUCGCUCCAGCUCCCGUCGACGCCCGCACCCGCCGGCGGCCCGACGCCGCAGCGCACCAAGGUCCUCGUCACCAAGGACGACGGCAUCCGCCCGGGCACGACCAAGGAGGCGCUCGGCAAGAUCCGCAAGGCUUUCCCGCAGUGGGGCAACGGCACGACGACGGGCGGCAACGCGAGCCAGAUCACGGACGGCGUCGCCGGCGUCCUCCUCAUGACGCGCCGCCGCGCCGAGGAGCUCGGGCUCGAGAUCCUCGGCAAGCACGUCGCGACGUCGGUUGCUGGUCUCCCGCCGCGCAUCAUGGGUAUCGGCCCCACCGUCGCCAUCCCCAAGGUGCUCGAGCGCUGCGGCAUCUCGAAGGACGACGUCGACCUGUGGGAGGUCAACGAGGCGUUCGCGAGCAUGCUCGCGUACUGCAUCGACACGUUCGGCCUCCCGCACGACAAGGUCAACGUCAAGGGUGGCGCCAUUGCUCUCGGCCACCCUCUCGGCUGCACCGGUGCCCGCCAGGUCGCGACCGGCCUGCACGAGAUCCGCCGCCGUGGUGGCAAGAUCCUCGUCACGUCCAUGUGCAUCGGCCUCGGCAUGGGCGCCGCAGCCGUCUUUGUCGCCGAGUAG
Messenger RNA from Rhodotorula graminis WP1, 1257 nucleotides. RefSeq lists its product as uncharacterized. Gene Ontology annotation, biological process: phenylacetate catabolic process; fatty acid beta-oxidation. Lineage: Eukaryota; Fungi; Basidiomycota; Microbotryomycetes; Sporidiobolales; Sporidiobolaceae. Gene Ontology annotation, cellular component: peroxisome. The transcript has 11 exons. Bases 1 to 1257 code for a protein of 418 amino acids. Gene Ontology annotation, molecular function: acetyl-CoA C-acyltransferase activity. The record is from RefSeq and is a predicted model, not a curated record.